CCGAGCUUGGACCAACAGCCUCAACGUCAGGAAGCAACAGACAGUGCACAUACAUACAUCUACACCAUAUUUCCGUGUGCCUCUAUUCAACGCUUCUUGAAAUGUCCAUAUUCGCCAUGAGAAGAGUACCACCAUGAAAGCCCUUGCAGAAUUGUCCGAUGCCCAUCUUAUCCUCCUUGCCGUUCAACUCUGCGUGAACGGCGAUGUGUCCGCAUUGCCACGUUUACAAACCCAUUUCCGUGGUGCUCCCAGCACGGAUAUAUUCUUCCGCAUCAUAUUGUCCUUUCUGCCUGAGAGCACAGAGCCUUCCCGAUAUAUCUCUGUUAUCGAGGACCUAGCCAACGGAUCUUCGCCUCAGCCUGUGGAAGAAAAUGACGAUUUUGAUGUAGCUUCAGUGGGCGAGUUGUCUACAUCUGCAGCAAGGAAGGAGGUCCAACGACUACAUCUCUUACCGCUUCGAUACCCCGGGAAUACAGAGGAGGAAUCAGGUAGCCCGCUGGUUCAAUUCCUCAUCCAUCGAGCACACAGAAUAGACAACGAGUCGGGGUUACAACCGUUUAUUAUCGAGCUCCUACAGCCAUUCCUUGAUACAUCGGAGUACCUGCAAACAUGGGUCAUAUCGACCGCGCUACCUCUACUUCGGUUCAACUACGAAUAUCAUUGCGAGAACGGCGUUGAAUUAUCUUUAGAGAUAAUAGAGUCACUGGAUUCGGGAAGCGCCGUCAAUGUCCUGCUGUCAAAAACUGAUCGACGAGAAAGGGGUGGAGAUGUAGGCAGAGACUUGCGGGGACUAGUUGGCCCUUGGAUGUACGGCCAUGCGAGAUCGAAAAGGCGGAAACUCAAUCAACUUGAACAUUCGGGGUCAAUUGCCAUAUUUGAUAACCGAAAUCCUUCGAGUGUGUCUGACAGAACCGGAUGGCAAGAUGUUAAUGAGUGGAUCCUGUCGACUAGUAUACGGGACUUCCACUUGGCUGUUGAAGCAGUAGAGCAAUGGGCAGGUCCGGAGGAUAUAGAUUUUGGCGGUAAUAAUAAACCCCAAGGGUUGGUGUCACUCCAUGCCGACAACCAGCUGGCUCUGAACUAUGGUCAAGCUGCGCUGGCUGCUAUAUAUGCCACCACCGAAGCCACCCCAGAAACUCUCGAUGGAUCCUGCCGGAUUUUAUAUAGGAUUGCGUCUCUGCUUGAGAUUCCUGGUCACUCUAUCUUGCGCAUCUUUGAAAACGAUCUCGAACCUCUCAAUCUCGACCUAACUGCCCUUUCGGAUGUAUCUCGGGGUGCCAUCCUCCAGAAUGCUCUACUAGAGCGUUCCAAUCCUCUCACAUUCCCUACUACUCACACAAUUGCGUUUACUGACGCCAUUCUUGUUUCUAUUCGUACUUUAAAUAGCUUCGGCCAUGCAAUGUCAUGCAGGGGCGCCGCGAAUAUUUGUCUACUUGCUAGUGACGAAAUGCAGCUCUCAGAGCUACGCAGUGUUUUCGAGACCUUGCAACGGGAUCAUAAAACGGGACGCGACUGGCGGAAAAUCAGGUCGCAGCUACUCUGGUUGAGAGAUUGGGGAUAUUCUGUUCAGCCCGAGGAACGGGAAGCUAAAUCCAGUCCUGGUCAUGGGCUGUUCUGGCGCGUUCCCCUGGUUCUCCUCGAGGGGGAUGUCUUGAAAGCCAUGUUGAACGCAAGGCAAUACGAGCUUGCCGUUGAGCUCUACGCCAAAAAUCUAUCCUCGUCCCCUCUCCCACCAGCACAAGUUGAGCUUGCAGUGACAGACGCAAUAUUCACAUCCUACGAUAAUGCCACCAAUGGAAAUAAAACGAGAGGCGGAAUAAAACGAGCUUCAGAAAUGCUCAAAUCAUUUGGACCUUACUUCCCACAUUCUGAAUCAAUCCGCCAAAUCAAGGCGUUGAUAUCCGCCACACAUUCACUAUCAUUUUAUUCUCUCACGUUGCAACAUGGCGUCCCAUUCCAGCCUGUCAGCAUCCGUGCCCAUCAUGAUCCCCUUUCAUUGAUUGGCAAAGUGCUUGAGCAAAACCCUAAGGCGUAUACGGAACUCGACAACCUAAUUACAAUUGGUCGACAUCUCGUUACAGCAGGCUUCCCUGCGCGUCCCAGAGACAACGAUGACCCCAUGCACAACAAAAAAGCCCCGUCUCGCGAAGAAGAAUUGCUAGCUUCAGAUCACCGAAUCAUAUCGCUCUCCAUCUCCGCGGCCCUAGAAUCCAAUGAUUUCGACACUGCUUAUUCCUAUGUUCUGACUCGCUUAGCUCCACCAUCAAUUACAUCAAACUCUGCGACUGCUAUGGGUGAUGAUGAUGUAUCAUGGCGCGCUGCGUAUAAUGCGGGCCGACAUCGCUCAAGCAUCGCCGAACCAACCAACAAAACACUCCAAUCUCAAAUCCUCCGCCUUACCCAGCGGAUGGAAUUACUCUCUCUAGCGCUAAUACUCGCACCCUCGCCCGAGAACCUCCCAGAAAUCCUCGCCGUAUGGCGCCGCUGUGAUGAAGAGAUGACAUCUCUCCGCGCACAAGAGACGGCAGAGGCCGAAAGCUGGGACACGCGUGGCGAUAGCAUAACCUCCAACUCAAACUUACCCGGCGGUUUUGGCCCGUCCGAUGCUGAGCUCGAUGCUCUAGAAACCGAACAAGCUAAGCGGUCGCGCACGGGACAUGGCAAACGCGCAUCCCACUUCGCAGGCGGUUAUGAAGAGGCGCCCAUGGGCUUAUUCGAAGUGGCGCGUGGCGCGGCACAGGCGAUUAGCAAGACCGCGUUUCCGCUCCGUGGGCCUGAGGCUGCUUCCGGUGCCGGCCGUGCUUCGAGCGAUUCGAGACGUAUUAGUAUGGAUACCAUGGGCACGGAAGAUGGGAGUGGUGGUGAAGGGGGUGGCGGUGGACGGGUUAGGAAGAGGGACGUUGUUAGUAGUAUGGUGACGGGUGGGUUGGCGACUGGGCUUGGGUGGGUGCUUGGUGCUCAGCCGGUCAGCAACAAUCAUAAUGAUGCUAGCGCUAAUGCUCAUAUGGAUGGGUAAUCAUGCUUUAUGUUAACCACGCAGCUGUCCGUUGUUUUAUUUUUAUUUUUAUUUUACUUCACUUAUUUUUUGAUCCAUGAUUGAUUGAUUAUACAUACACUAGCCAGCUACAGAUACGUUUUGGGCCUAGGGAGUAGUUUGAUUUCUUGGUCUAGUUGUCCUUUAUUGCCUUAUGCCUUUUACUAAUUAUAUCCAUUUGAUUCGAUAUCGCUAUCUUCUGUGAUGAUGCUAAGAAUGAGAUUUCACUCCAACACAUUCCCGGCUUUAUUGCUACAAUAAUCAGUGCGUUUUCUUUCUGACUACUGCAAGAAAAAUAUCUAUACGCCGUAGUUACAGUAGACAAAUCGCAGUCCA
Blastomyces gilchristii SLH14081 is the source of this 3370-nucleotide messenger RNA. RefSeq names its product protein transporter Sec39. The record is from RefSeq and is a predicted model, not a curated record. Bases 134 to 3016 code for a protein of 960 amino acids. Gene Ontology annotation, biological process: retrograde vesicle-mediated transport, Golgi to endoplasmic reticulum. NCBI's taxonomy places the organism in Eukaryota, Fungi, Ascomycota, Eurotiomycetes, Onygenales, Ajellomycetaceae. The transcript has 3 exons.